ACGUAUUAUUCCGUGCUUCUCCAUUCGUAUUUGUGAGAAAAAAGAAAUAAACGAGAAGCCGAACCGCUGGCGUGUUGACACCGCUUCUCCUGCAGGAGCGCCUGUCGUAUCUGCUGGUGAGGCGCAACUUCGCGCAGGACGCCGAGCAGUGCCGCCUGUCGAUGGACGCCCUGGCGCGCGCCCUCUCCUCGUUCGCCUUCAAGCCGGGCCACAUCUUCCCGCCGGGCUCGGUGGACGAGCGCAGCCUGGUCGUGCUGUUAUCGUGCAUCCGCCUGGAAGGAGCGUGGCGGCACUCCUUCCAGCCGGUCAGCGGGGAAUUCCACGAGACGCCCGAGGCCGCCGUCACUGUGGCCAUGAUGCGACAGACAGGCUCCUUCCGCAUGUUCCGGUGCUCGGAGCUGGAGGUGACGGUGCUGGAGCUCCCGUACGAGAACCGCGACGUGUCGCUGGUGGUGUUGCUGCCGCGCCGCCUCGACGGGCUCGCGGCGCUCGAGAAGCGGCUGACUGCCGCUCGGCUGCUUCACUGCGUGGCACGGCUCGAGGAGCGGCACAACGUGACGGUGUACAUGCCCAGGCUCAAGCUGCGGAGCGUCACCGACCUGGGGCCCGUGCUGAAGGAUAUGGGCCUCGGCGUGCUCUUCACGGACGAGGCCAACCUUAGGUACCUGAGCAAAGCAGAGGGCGCGCACCUGUCAGGCGCGCGUCACGUGGCCGUCCUGCACGCCAACCGGAAGGGGGCCACGGGUUCAGACAGCCCCUCCUCCUCCUCUCCCUCUACUGGCCACGGCGUGGUCUCUCCUCCGUCGAUGGGCGCCAGUCCGCCCACCAGCCCGCCGAGCGGGGCCCUGUCUCUCGCACCAGCAGCGGACUCGUCCAGCGGCUUCAGCAGCGGCUCCGCAUUCGACGAGCAGCGCACCCUGGCGCAGUUCGUGGUCGACCGGCCCUUCAUGCUGCUCAUGCUCAAGCGCCGGCCCGACGUCGUGCUGCUACUCGGCUCCGUCAAGAAGCUAGUCUGAGUUUCAUGCGGGCGUGUCACGGCCGGCGAUGCGGUUGCAGUAGCGUUUGCAGCAGCUGUUUUCAGCCCGCACUCGUUAAUUGCGAAAAAAUACAGUAUCCUAGCGUGCGAAGCGCUUCUCGUGCUGUCGUCUUUGUGCGCACUUGUGACCUCUGUUGGAACGUCUGCCAACG
Molecule: messenger RNA, 1188 nt
Organism: Dermacentor andersoni
Lineage: Eukaryota; Metazoa; Arthropoda; Arachnida; Ixodida; Ixodidae
Product: ipis-1-like
Molecular function (GO): serine-type endopeptidase inhibitor activity
Source: RefSeq, a predicted model, not a curated record